Molecule: messenger RNA, 1011 nt
Organism: Leptosia nina
Lineage: Eukaryota; Metazoa; Arthropoda; Insecta; Lepidoptera; Pieridae
Source: the annotation of a GenBank genome assembly
AUGAGCCAAGCGUUGGUGGCGCUUGCGCUGCUGGUGACGGCGAGCGCGGCGCACGCGCAGCUUCGGCCAGCUGACGCGCCACCGCCUCUCAACGACACACGAUGUGGAUCCGAGUGCGUGCGAUGUGCUGCUGAUGGAUGCAUCAAAUGCGCCAGACUUCUUAUCUGGCCAGCAGGCACCUGUGCCAGCGAAUGUCCGCCAGGAACACGAGAAUCCUGGGCGUAUGACGACCAGCUCAUGGGCAGAGUCUGCUACCCAGGCCAUGCAUAUAAUGAAAUUCUCAUUGGAGGAGCAUGUGGCGUAGCGGUGUGCAUAAUUCUAGUCGCCGCGGGUGCUGCGUACGCUCGUUGUAGAAAACCACGUGCGCGCGCGCACCCAUUACCCCAACCCAAUCACGAUGACGACGCGCAACUCAGAGAGUUUCACAAGCAGCUCGACUGUUUACGACCUCACGCGUAUACUCUACUAGCUAUAUUGAACCACACAAGGCACCAAGUCAGAGAGCUUUAUCAACUCGGAAACAACGACGCAGCUAUGGCAUAUAGUUGUGUCUUGACUGACCUAGCAAAGCUUCUUAUCCUGCUGAACAAACAGCAGGUUCCCGUUGUGCCUGAAGAAUGGCCGCACCUGGCAAGUUGGGCUGAUCGAAUACUUAAACGGUACAGCCGCCUCGGAAUCGGUCAGCCCAGUCAGCAACAAGCCCAACUCGUGAACUUUCUUCCUUCCCCACCGAGCCAACGAUCAGACGAUACAACGCAAUCUUUCUCUACUUUCAAACCGCCCUCGUAUUCCCCGACCUCAUACAGUAGCCAUAUUCUCGACAAGGAUAUACAGUGCGAAUGGGGCGACACAGGUAGACCACCAAGUUACUCCCAGAUUGAAACUGAGUCUAUCGUUCUAUCUGAUCCCUGGGAGAGGCGACCAAUUGUAAGGAGGGAAAGCGUAUGGCUUGAAGACGAACUCUUUGAAAUGACGAGGCGGCCUCAAGACGAACUUACCACAGAAUUAUAG